UAUUACAAAUAUAUCUUUGAGACAAAAAUUCUGUCGGAUUCAGCUAAAAAAAACUGCAAAAUUAGUGUUUUUUGAAGUGAAAGGAAAGAAAAGUUCGACAGCGUAGCUCUUGUGUACUUGGGUAUAGGGGAGUUUGGCGUUUAGAGGAGAGGAGGAAAAUUUUUCCAAACUCGGAAUUAACAUGUACAAUAACCUGGGAAAUCCGUUAAUUCUCCCUAUGUUAUGAAGAAAACGUUUUGAGACUUUUGGUACCUCUCAAAUCAAACAUUUUGCACUUUAGUUUACUUGGAAAUGUUUUGGUUUCCCCGGCAAAAUUGUUUACAUACCCUGUAUAGCACUGUUUGAAAGUGACAUUUGUAAGGUAGGAGAGAUCUGUGGUUUAUUAGAUACAUAACCUUAAAAACGGACAAUUACAAAUUUAUUAACAGAGCUCAAAAAUUCUAAAGAUGACCGUAACGAAAGAGUGCUACGCCGAUUUGCAAGAAAAAUAUGAAAAAGUAAAGAAGCUGAUUGAGGAGGACAGUAAAUUAGAUUCUACAAGUGAGCCUUAUACUUCCAAGUACAACGCAAAACAAUUAUUGAUUGGUAUGAAAGCUAACAUAGAAAACUUAUUAAGAUCUCAAACACCUGGAACAAAGGAGUUUUUAAAGCUUACCGGUAUGCUUGCGACAGUUUUUCUUUACCUAGGUCGAAUUGCUAUCGAAACGGAAGAAACCUCAACUGGUGAGAAAUUCUUUAAAAAAUGUGUAGAUGUGAUUGACAAAGAGGAAUUAAAGCCUGAAAUAGUAAUUAUUACGUUACACAUUUUGAAUGAGCUAGGACUAUUUUGGGCUGAACGGGAACCUACCAAAUCCAAGCUUCAUCUAGAGAAGUGCGAGCAGUCAUACAAACAGUUCAAGGAAUCUGAGGCAGUUCCAACGGAUUUUGAUAACUUAUUCCAUGUUGAUCCUGUUGCUGAUGAGAUUACGGCCUUUACAAAUUUAGAAAAAGCUCACACAUUAACACUCUACUAUCUAGCGCAAAUAUAUGGCACGUUAGGUGACGCACUCAAAAGUGCAAUUUACUGUCACACAACUCUAAAGCGACAACUAGAAAUGAACGACUACGAUCAUAUUGACUGGGCACUUAAUGCGGCAACAUUGUCGCAAUUUUUCAUGGAAAAAAAUGGAUUUAAGCAAGCCCGUCAUCAUUUGGCUGCCAGUUCGUAUAUUCUCGACGUUUACAAGAAAGAAUUGGACGAAUGCACCCUUCAAAACGACGAGUAUUAUGCAAAGGUAGAAAACUUCAAACACAGAAGUGCAGAUGUCGCAAGAUGUUGGGCGAAAUAUGGCCUGUUAUUGCUCUCAAGUUCGCGAGACCGCCUCAUGAAUCAUGAGGACAUCGACACGGUGUGCGCACUCUCAACAGAUUUGGCCAAACUUGAUUUGACAAAUAUGACUUUGUCGUCUGAAGAUAUUGCUAAUUUAGAAUUCCGGACACUAGCCUUGUCUGACCAGGAACGGCAAAUAACAGAUCAGUUCUUGUUAACAUUUAAAGAUGCGCGUGAAGUAUUUUUAAAUGCCAAGACCUGGUUGGAAAAAGCACACAAUUACUACACACUUAAUUCUCUAGCAUCUGACUACAUCGAAAUUAUGCAAGAUCAAGCACAAUUGUACCUAAACUUACUAUUCUUCGAAGACAAUCCUGAAAACCAAGCAAAAAUGCAUAAGCGGCGUAUUGAUUUAAUGGAGAACGUUUUGAACGAAAUCAAUCCCACAUAUUACAUGCAGUACUGCAAACAGCUAUGGUUCGAACUUGCGCAGACUUACAGCGAGAUACUGUAUAUCAAGUUAGACAAACUGAAAGAGUCAAUAGAACGUCCUAACCCAAAUACUUUAACAAAAAUUAAUAACUUCAUUGAUAAGGGAAUUGUUUACAACAACAAAUUCAUAGAUUCGUUUAGGGAUGUUGUGACAAAAAACCUUCCCGAUAGAAUUCCAGAGCAGUACGAGAAACCUUACUUAAAAGCCAUUAUGGCGAACGGAGCUUUGCACGGCCGAUAUAUAGUACUUGAUAAAGAAAUUAAUCUGCAACACGUACAGGCCAGUUUAGAAUAUUAUAAAAAGGUCUUGGACUACUGCCAAACGAAUCCUGAGGUGAAGGAGGUUCUUCCAACGGAGCAUAGCAUUUGUACAGAAAUGACAACGUUGUUGCCAGUGAAAAUUCAGAAAUUAAAGCAAGAGGUUCCGUUAAGUAAAUAACUAUGGUUUUAUGUAAAGAUCAGUUGCACAGUGUCUAGAAAAAAGAGGUCUAAUUGUGUCCAAGCAAUUUAGAGCUGCUAGCUUUUGUAACAUCUGUAAUAAAUUUUAAAGAGAAGGGAUGUAAGAAACUUGAGUAAUUAUUAAUAUUAUGCAUUGUUGAAUAAAAUUGAAUUUUAAGCUGAA
Molecule: messenger RNA, 2423 nt
Organism: Photinus pyralis (common eastern firefly)
Lineage: Eukaryota; Metazoa; Arthropoda; Insecta; Coleoptera; Lampyridae
Product: protein KBP homolog
Exons: 2
Coding region: 447-2240 (597 amino acids)
Source: RefSeq, a predicted model, not a curated record